AUCCCCUCCACCUCCCGGGAGGCGAGAUGUUGGGAAGACUCUCCUCGGAGCUGCUGCUGCUGUUGCUGCUGCUGCCUCAUUUGCCAUCAGGGGGUGCGGCCGCGGGGAGCCAGGGCCCGGAGAAGGAGGAAUCGGGGUCCGGGGCCCGCGUGGUGUGGGCCGAGGCGGGGAGCCCGGUCCGGCUGCCCUGCGGCCUCGGCCCCCGGGAGCGGACGGCUCACCGCGCCAGCCUCCUGCGAGGGGCCGCCGUCAGCUGGAAGCACCGGCCGGACAGGGCCUCUUCGAGCUGGUACACGGUCCUGGCCAUGGAACCGAGCGGGCUGAAGCGCGGCCGGCGGCCCCGGCAGCAGCGAGCCCAACUCCGGGGGCUCGACUUCCUCCGGGGAGACUUCUCCCUGCGGCUCCUCCCGGCCCGGCGCCCGGAUGCCGGGGACUACCGAGCCGCCGUCAGCUUUGGGGACCGGACCCUGCGGUGCCUCCUGCGCCUCAGCGUGGCCGCGGUCACAGCUGACCCUCCCGGGACCCUGGUGGCCUCCGACCGCGUAAGCCUGACCUGCUCCUCCAGCCGCCUUGAACCUCCCGUCUUCUCGCUGUGGUUUCGGGGUGACACCCCCAUCGUCUCUCCGACCCCGGGCCUCCUCUUCCUGCCCCACGUCACCGUCGCCCACGCCGGGCACUGGCGCUGCCAGCUCUUCUUCUCGGACGGAUCCAACGUCUCCGUCUCUCAUCGGCUCCACGUCCUGGGGCUGGAGCCCCCAGAGCAACAAACCAUCUACGUCGGAGCCGGUUCCCCCGCGAAGCUGCCCUGCCGCCUCACUCCCGGCCCGGGGGUCCCGGCCGUCCUGGGGGCCCGCUGGAGCCUGCCCCGGGGAGGGGUCCUUCCCGUGGAGGGGGUCAACGGCAGCUUCGCGCUGCGGCUGGACAAAGUGACCCCUGAACGGGCCGGCACCUACCACUGCAACGUCAGCCUGCUAGGGCACUGGCUCAGCACGACCGUCACCCUGGCUGCCAUCACAGUGACGUCCCCUGACUCCCCCGGCCCGGCCCCCGCGGGCUCCCGCCGGCGGCUCCUGUGUGCGGUGACUCCGGCCAGGGGGGACGAGAGCUUCCUGUGGACCCCUCCGAGGGCGGCCCCUCGCCCCCGGGACGCUCUCCCACCCGUGGGACCCUGGUUGGAGCUGGAGAAGGAGGGUCUUCAGGCGGGGCCCUGGACGUGCAGCCUGUUUCUGGGUCGGCGGUGUUUGGGGUCGGCUGCCGGGCCCCUGGGGCUGCCCGAUGCAGGCGCCCAGGUCGCGGGGGCGACCCCUCACUCUGCCAGCCCCAGCAGGUUGCUCUCUCCGCUCGGCCUCAGCUUUGGCCUCUCCUUCCUACUCCUCGUUGCGAUCGGCGCCGUCGCCCUGCUCCGCCGUCGAGGCAGCCGGCGACCCCGGACUUUCCCUGCUCUGGAGAACCAAGCCCGAGAUCCGCGUAAGGAGGACCAAGAUCAGCUGUGACUGCACUCCAGCCUCGAGGAACCCGUGUCCUCAGCCUCCCCUGGAAUACGGCCGCCCCCCAGAUCUCCCCUCUCCCCGGAAAGCAGGUCCCCGGAAUACAGCUUCCCUGGGAAAAGAGCUUCCCCGAAAUAAAGCCCUGAAGCAGCAGAAGCCCACCGGGGCCUGGCUCCUCUCAGAGUGGGGUCGUAGCAGAGGUCAAGGGUCAAACAGACAAGAUGUGGGAUUCUUCUAAACUCUCCGGCCUGGCGGAAAGUGGGGCACGGGUGGGCGGGGGAGCAAGGCUGGAGAAUCCGCCAAGCCGUCGUCUGUCUGCAGCCCAUCCUCAUUCUUUGGAGGAAGAGGAUGCCCCCGACCCUCUCUGACCCCUUCUGCCUUUUCUCUUCCUCUCCCCCGGCCUCCAUUUUCUCUCUCCAUCUCUCAUUGACUCUCAGCACCUCGGUCCUCCUGCCCCAUCAAUCAAUCAUAUUUAUUGAGCGCUCACUGUGGGCAGGGGACUGUACUCGGAUCUCGGGACAGGACAACACAACAGUCAGACACAUUCCCGGUCCACAACGAGCUCACAGUCUA
Messenger RNA from Tachyglossus aculeatus (Australian echidna), 2060 nucleotides. RefSeq names its product lymphocyte activating 3 (gene LAG3). Bases 27 to 1493 code for a protein of 488 amino acids. The transcript has 8 exons. NCBI's taxonomy places the organism in Eukaryota, Metazoa, Chordata, Mammalia, Monotremata, Tachyglossidae. The record is from RefSeq and is a predicted model, not a curated record. Gene Ontology annotation, cellular component: external side of plasma membrane; membrane raft. Gene Ontology annotation, molecular function: MHC class II protein binding; protein tyrosine kinase binding. Gene Ontology annotation, biological process: T cell activation; interleukin-15-mediated signaling pathway; positive regulation of ERK1 and ERK2 cascade.